Suricata suricatta (meerkat) is the source of this 1068-nucleotide messenger RNA. RefSeq lists its product as uncharacterized. The transcript is spliced from 5 exons. Lineage: Eukaryota; Metazoa; Chordata; Mammalia; Carnivora; Herpestidae. The record is from RefSeq and is a predicted model, not a curated record. The coding region runs from base 1 to 645 and encodes 214 amino acids.
AUGAGUCUGACGCAACAACUGAAAACAGAGGUCUGCUCCAAACCCCAGUCUGGACCUUUAUGUCGUCCUGUGGCUGGAACAUUGUUUGCAGAGAUUUUAUCGAGCCAGAGAGCUGCACCUAUUCCCCACGUCGAGAGAACUGCAUUUUCCAAGUGUGCAGUCAGGUACGGGCUGGAGUCUCGGUGCUGCGUGCCUUGCUCCACUGCGGGACGCCUUCACAGUGUUCUCCAGGUCAGCCCAGAGGAGCUCAUCCGAAAGCUUCGAGAGACAGUUACAGCUUUGGAAACCCCAGAGGUGGGACCACUUGCAAUACCUCCAGCCAGGGACAGUGAGCUGGGGACAAAAACAAAGUGCUCUGGGAAUCCAGAAUUGGCUAACUCUGCUGAUGAAGAGGAACAGGAAAGCAGUGGCUUGGAAAACGUGUCAGCUGGCAUCAAUUGUGAUCCAGUGUCCACCGUCUGGAGGAUGGAUGGCAAAGCCUCAGAGAAUGGCAGAAGUGGGAGAAGAACUCUGGGUCUCCAAAUGACCAAGUGGAGUACAGCUACCCACCAGCCUGAGCCUUGCAUCAAAGUGUUACAUGAGAAAGAAAUUCACUUCAAUCUUCUUCAAACCACUGAAUUAUUUUGGUUCUCUUUGUUAUGGUAGCCUAGCCUCACUCUAACCCUCUACUGCAUUUCUGGAAACUAGCAAAGUGUUUGGUACAGAGCAGAGGUUCAACAUGUAUUUGUAGGGUAACCCACUGAAUUUGUUGAGUAGCCAAUCUGAAUAAUUGUCUGUGCGCCAAAACUCCUUGGAAGAUGGACUGUAUCUUCUACUUGUUUCCUUCCACAUCAAGCAUAGCAUUGAGUAUACAGUAGGUGACCAAAGAAUGAAUGGAGAAAUGAGGAAGAGAGAAAUAUUGGGCAUGCAUGUUCACAUUUGUACACCUUUUCACAUUUUUCCAGUAAGAGAAAUAUUUUUCAAAUAGUUAUAAUAUAUUCUUAUAUGAAAAGCAAUUCAGGGGUGCCAGGUAGCUCAGUGGGUUGUGUCUGACUCUUGGUAUUGGCUCAGGUCAUGAUCUCGUAGUUG